Tigriopus californicus is the source of this 1865-nucleotide messenger RNA. RefSeq lists its product as uncharacterized. The record is from RefSeq and is a predicted model, not a curated record. The transcript is spliced from 3 exons. NCBI's taxonomy places the organism in Eukaryota, Metazoa, Arthropoda, Copepoda, Harpacticoida, Harpacticidae. Bases 92 to 1474 code for a protein of 460 amino acids. Gene Ontology annotation, molecular function: zinc ion binding.
GGUUACCCUCUUUAUCUUGGGAAGGGUUUGUUUAGACUGAACUACUGAACUCAUCCGAGGUUUCAUGAAUACGUAAUAGUGCCGAGUAAAAAUGUCAACGACGACGACGAGGAAUUGCCCGACGAACCUUCAAUUCUUAAAGGAAUUCCUCAGAGAUAGAGGAUUGCCUACCACCGGGAAGAAGAGCGACUUGGAGGUGUUGGCUCGCCUCUAUGGCAACACUCCAUUGAUUCACCCAACGACCCCGACGUCUGCUCGUGGAAAAGACAAUCCGAGCCUCAACGCUGAAAUUGCGGGUGCCACGGCGGAUGGAGUAGAUGCCGAGGAUGAUGAAGAAUGCUUGACGUGGGUGGAAGUCACUCCGCUUUGUUGCGCCAUACCAUUGUCUCAAUCAUUCAAUAUUGAAUGCAUCACAAAAUACUUGACACAAAUAACAGUUGAUUUGGAAAACGGAGAGGAAACCGAUGACAUCCAGAUUGGGACCAGAAAACCAGUGAUCAAGGGCAAACGGAUGUACGUAUCCGAUUGCAUCUCGUUUGUGGAAUGGCGGAAGACAGUAACCAUGGAUGUAAUUCUUCGAGCUAACUGCGAGCCGAGCAUGCCGAAGGCCUCCGAGGCCACAGAAAUGCGUUUUCCCCAAGUAACUAUAACACCAAGUGGGGAAGUUGGAACUUGCCUUUGCUCGUGCAAAGCCUCUGCCGAUGGACGAUGUAGCCACGUUGCCGCCCUUUUGUAUCUCGCUGAGGAUAUUGUUCUAAGCCAGAUGCCAAAAAUGAAAACGGCUUGUACCUCUCAACCGCAGACGUGGGGAAAGGGAGCAAGAAGAGCAAAGAACCCGACUCCCGUGGGGACGAAUCGGUACAAUAAAAAGCUUGAACCAGCAAGAUACCUGAAGUUCAACCCAGCUCCUCAAAUGCCUCAACAAGACCCUACCAAUCACUUGUUAUAUUGUAUCCAGAGGGCACAUAUGCCGACAUGUGCUUUCGAAACUACUAUUGGAUUCAAGUACGAAGACUACUGUUUAAAUCAAGAACGCAGGAAUGUGUUAGAGGUUCUCUCUGGACAACUACUAGAAGGCCUAAAGGCACAGCUUGAGGCCGCCCCAGAAGAAAUAAGCUUGUCAACGGCUGAAGGCCUUCAUGUCAGAGGAACAGAGGAACAAAGCAAGAGUAAGUUAUGGCACGAGUACAGGCAAUUACGAAUUACUGGCAGUACCUUCAAAUCUUUCAUUACCUCUCCAUUUCGUAUGGCGUUGUCAAUAUGGAACCCGACAGAUCUGUCGCAUUUGGUGGCGAUUCAAUGGGGUAAUGUUCAUGAGCAAGUAGCUCUCGAAGAGUAUGAAAGGAAACAGCAAUGCCGAGUAACAAAAUGCGGGUUUUUCUUGUUGAGGACAGAUCCCAUGUUUGGAUGUAGCCCUGAUGGUGUCGUCGUGCGAGAUAACGAGAUUAUUAUAUUGGAAAUCAAAUGCCUAUAAUCUUUGCGUGCCAUUCCGUUUGAAGAACUCGAAAACUUACCCCAGAGGAAAAAAACAUCAUUACCAUUCAGAAUCAAUGCCGACAACUCUCUUAGCCUCAAAAGAUCCCACACUUACUUUUAUCAAAUCCAACUAAAUCUCGUAGUCACAGGAGCCAAACACGCCCAUCUUUUUUGGUAGACAGAAAAGUGGUCAAGAAUGGAAUAUAUUUCCUUAGAUGAAGAUUUCGCUCGUCAAGCUAUGUUUUUGGCCAAAAAGAACUACUUGAGAGUAUUCCAAGUAGAGUAUUUUGAACAAAGAUGCCCUCGAAAGUUAUCGCCAUUAACACUACAGCUCAGUUCUUGAAGACUUUUCCGCUCCCCAAUUGAUGCAAUAAAACCUAAAUAAUUUG